ACAGCCUGUUCUGCAGUAUUCAGUCUCUUUAGAAACUUCUCCAGGGGAAAAGUGUUGGGAGAUCUACAAAGUGGAUUUUUUUUUCCUCUCUUUUCCUUUUUUUUCUCUUCUCCCUGUUUUUACCGCUCCUCUGCAGACUUUGCAACAAAAUACUCCAACUUAGCAGAAAACUUUUUUUUUGUUUUUUUUUGCUUUUCGCCUUUUUUUUUUUUUUUUUUUUUUUUUGCCUUUGCAAAUCUUGGAAGAGGAAAGCGGGAGGGUUGAACAGAGCCGAUCGAAACACAACUUUGCUUCAUACCAAGCUUCCCAGCAGCUCGCUGCGUCGGGAGAGGCUUUUUCUCCUCCUGCAGAAGAAGGGGGCGGGAAGGGGAGCUCUGCAUCCCCUCUUCCUUCUCCUGCGUUCCCCGCCCCCCCCCCCCCCCGACCGCUUUGAUGCAUUAAGAGCCGGACACUGGUUUUCAAGGAACUUUGCUCCCUCCUCAGCCUGCCUCCUCCCAGCCCUUUGGGAAGUGUGUGUAUGUGUGUGUGUGUGUGUGUGUGUGACAGUGUGUGAAAUUGCCAUCCCUCCCCCCCAAACCUCACGCCUCCCCCUGCAACCUGUUGCAGGCUUUUCUCCCUCUCCCCCCCACCCUUUUCCUCCCCCUCUCUUUUUGCGCUCCCGCGGAUCGCGGUGGGAUUUCCCCCCUUUUGAGGCCAAAAAAAAAAAAAAACUGAAAGAAGGAAAAGAAAAGACAAAAGCAAACCUAGACAACCCCCCCGCCCAAAGCCGAAAGAAAAGCAGGAGGGUCUCGCACACCAAGAAUAAACCCGAGCGGGGGGUCCUCGCCAGCAGGGGCUCCGGUUUCCGCCCCCCCCUUUUUUUUUUUCGCUUUUUUGAAAUUUUUUGAAGGAGAGAGCGCAAAAGAGCGAGCCGCCCGCCCCGGCCGCCACCGCCCGCGCCCGUCCCGCAGCAUCCCCGCCGCGAUGCUGCUGCGGCUCCUGGUGCUGCUGGGCGCCUGCCCGGGGCUCUCGCGGUGCCUCGGCUCCUUCGUGCAGUGCGAGCCGUGCGACGGCAAAGCGCUGUCGCUCUGCCCGCCGCCGCCGCUGGGCUGCGAGCUGGUGAAGGAGCCGGGCUGCGGCUGCUGCCUCACCUGCGCCCUGCCCGCCGGGCAGCCCUGCGGCGUCUACACGGAGCGCUGCGCCCGCGGGCUGCGCUGCCUGCCGCGCCAGGGCGAGGAGAAGCCGCUGCACGCCCUGCUCCACGGCACCGCCGUCUGCCUCAGCGAGAAGAGCUACCGCGAGCAAGCCAAGACGGAAAGGGAAUCCCGAGAGCACGAGGAGCCAACCACAUCAGAGAUGACAGAAGAGACCUACCCACCCAAGACCUACCGGCCUAAGCCUGGGCGCCUCUCUGAGCUCAAAGCUGAGGCCCUGAAGAAGGACCGUCGGAAGAAGCUGACCUUGGCCAAGUUUGUGGGCAUGGCAGAGAACACAGCACACCCCCGUGUGGUCAUCCCCGAACUCCGGCAAGAAUUUGAGCUGGGCCCUUGCCGCAGGCACAUGGAGGCAUCACUGCAGGAGCUCAAAAGCAGCCAGCGGAUGGUCCCUCGGGCUGUUCACCUCCCCAACUGUGACAGAAAAGGUUUCUACAAGCGGAAGCAGUGCAAGCCGUCCCGAGGCCGGAAGCGUGGCUUGUGUUGGUGUGUGGACAAAUACGGCAUGAAGCUGCCGGGGACUGAUUACCUGAGCGGAGACCUGCAGUGUCACGCAUUCGACAGCAGCAACGUGGAGUGAACUUGCACCCUCUCCUUCUGCCCCAUCACUACCCCAGGCUCCCUUCCACCCUCCCCUCCACACCUCCCUGCGCCCCAGGACUCCGAUUCCUUUCAUCUCAUGUAAGAAGAAAAAAAGAAAAGAAAAGAAAAGAAAAGAAAAGAAAAGAAAAGAAAAGAAAAGAAAAGAAAAGAAAAGAAAAGAAAAGAAAAGAAAAGAAAAGAAAAGAAAAGAAAAGAAAAGAAAAGAAAAGAAAAGAAAAGAGAAAAGAGAAAAACAAACCCUGAAGAAACUGAGGACUCGGAAUCUACAGCAGCGUCUUGACAACAAGGACUUAGCAAGGAAAGGACAGAGCCAGAGACAAACCAGCUUUGGCCACUCCGCCAUCCCGCGACUGCCUGCGCCUCUCCCCAAUGCCACCUGCACCCCUCUGCUGCAGAGCAGAGGCUACGCUGACGUAGGAAGCUCUCUGAGUUGGUGAUUUUCUAGUAUAGGUUGUGGGCGGAUUAAUUUUUUUUUUUUAUUAGGUAGUCAUUUUCUAAAUGGUCUCAAGAGGAAAUUUUGCGGCAAACAACAUUUCCCCUCCUAACUCCAGUCCGCUGGAGUUUCCUGCCCACAUCACUGGGACUCACUCAAGUCGAUGUGAUUUCCAUCUCAAACAAUUGCCCCAGAUCCAGGCAGAUUCUGACUGUGUCACAGACCAGGCAGCAUUGUAAUGGGAGGAGGAAUCAAACGGUUCGUUUUGUGUCUGGAGAUGAGCCAGGGAGGGAAAAACAGCUCCUGCAACAGCACGAAUACCUGACACAAAAUAUUCGUGGACUUUAAAAAGAAACAAUCUGAAAAGGAAACAUAUACUUCUCAAUCCAGUUCCUCUUGAAUGGGAGGUCAGAAACCUUAUUUGUGGACAAGUUGGACUCUGAAAGUUAUCCAUCCAGGUGUGGAAGCAUUUGUUGCGUGCAUGUGUUUAUGUGUGUGUGUGAGCGUGUGUGUGCACAGAUGUGUCUUUGCCUCCUUGCAAAACUUGCCUCAAAACCUGCAAUUUUGAGGGCUUAACUGUAAACAGGGGAAGAGCAGCCCCAAAAAAGAAACCUGCUGGACUAAGCGCAGGAGCAGACUUAGGAGGUGCAUCAGUGUCUGUGGGAUCAGGGCCCUGCAAACUUCGAGGUGUGCAUCUGAGCCGAUUCCACAGAUAGUCAUCAAUAUCCGUACUUAAGCAUGUGUAUGUGGGACAGGGGGAUCGGGGCCAGAAAUCUUCACCACCCUUUGCCACCACAAGGAAAACCAGCUAUGGAACACUUUUUUAUUUUUUUCAUAGCCAAAAAAAUCAUUUGCUCCAAGGGAAAAAAAAACAUACUGUUUUGUCUUAGAUUUUUUUUUAAAGGCUGGUUUAUAGCCUUUCCCAUGGGUUGGAAAAUGUCAGUCUCCAUCCUUUUGUAUUGAGAUACUGCUUACACGUUUGCCACAGCUGAUUCCCCUCGGCCCCAUCUCCCCACCCUGUAAUCAUAUCCUUGCAACAGAGCCCUUAAGUUUAAUCCAGGAUCCAGAUCCUUGUUUAGUGACAGCAGCAACCGCAACGCAGAGACCCACUGACGCAGGCCUGCUUAGACAGCCGUUAGUUGCCUUCCUGCUUUUCAUUGUUUUUAUUUUUUAUGUUCAAUUUUGGGACUGUUUUCUCUCAUUUCCCCAUGACAAGGGUCUCUGCUAAGUUUGUGUUUGGAGGAGAUCCUGCAGCAAAAAAAAAGGAAAAAAGGAGAGAGCAAUGCCCUGCUUUGGAGAUGUGUGGGAUCUGUGCAUUGCCGUCUCGGGACACAAACUCACACACACCAGGAACUGUUGCUGACCUGACGAGGCUUGAGAGCAACGCCAGAAGAGAUGGGCAGGACAUCUCCUGAAGACCAUGUCACUGAAGGAUGCAAAGUGCAAGUUGAUUUUCCUCCGUCUGCCUCACGCAGCUGCUGCAGGAGGCCGCGCUGCGUGCUGCCCACUGGAAGGGGCAGGCGAGGCGGUGGGCAGUUGCCACAGGGCCAGAGCCAGUGUCCCCCGAGGCAUUGGGGAGGCCACAGGGUGCUGGCGCAGAGCAUGGCAUCGUCUGCCUUUGCUCUGGAUCGGAGGAAGGGUUUCUGCUCCUUCCAAAGCCCUUUUUAGCCUCUUGGAGCUGGGCAAAAAGGCAGGAGUUUCCCUAGUUAGCUGAGUCUUCACCAGCCGAGCCAGGACAAGGGGACUGGGGCGCCGAGGAGCUCUGGUGAAGGCUCACCUCCGUUGCUUGGCUGGGCGCCCUCAGCAGCUUCCCAGGGGACAGUUUUGGCUCCCUUGAGUGGGGCACACUGAGCAGCCCUCCUGCCUCCUGCUCACCAGGCCCCGGUUCGGGUGGGCCAUGGACCGCCAGCACCUUUCUGUGGGAGCGUGGCCCCAGCAAGACCUUUCUCCAGGUGGGUCCUGUCCAAGGAAGGGCAGGACCAGAAGUUAAGGAAAACUUCUGAUUUCUCGUGCUGAUAUCUUCACUUCCUUGGCAUGGAGCAACGGGACCAUGGGCGACUGCAGCUGGCCGCAUACGUCUGCCCUUGCGGGUCCCCAGUUGCUUUUUCCAGAGUCACAGUAGGCAUUGAGUUUAGCCGAGAGACUUCCACACAGCCCCUGGCCGCAACGCAGCAGGGGGCAUUUAGAGCUGAGCUGAAGGUCUCCUCCCUUGCUAAAAAGAAGGAUGGUGCCACCAAAUACAGAUCUGGCUUCCCCCAAAAUGUAGGAGCAGGGCAGCCCCACACACACACUUUGCUAGAGGGGAGCAUCACCAGUGCGUUUGGGCGAGGGGAAGGACCCUGCCAGGCUUUAUAGGGCUGAUGGAGCUGGGUCUAUUUGACUGGGGCGGGGGGGGGGGGGUAAUGAUUUGGUGAAGGUGGGAGGAAGAAUGGGGGUGAAGAAGGCAGGUGGAGGAGGAGGAGCCCUGAGAACCCCAAGGGAGCUGUGGGCCGCAGAGCUACCAUCACAAACACUUCCUGUCUCCUCUGCUUGCUGAUCCCAUGCAUAACCUCCUGACUGUAAUAGGCCAGUACCACCUUCCUCCAAUACUCUUCUCUUCUUUCUUUCUCCCUCUCAUUCUCUCUCUUUCUUGCUUUUUUUUGUUUGUUUGUUUUGUUGUUUGAUUUCCCAAAACUUGAAAGCCUUUGGCUGCAGAGAAAGGAGACGUACUGCCCGGUGGCCGUGGGCUUGUGGGAUGGGAGUGGAGGGAGGGGAAGGCACAGCAGGUUCCCUUGGGCCUUGUAUUUUGGGGCCAAAGCUUGGAGGGGAGGAUUUCAGCUCAUGAUGCAGGCCAUCACCAGUGGUCGUAUAGCCUAGCCGUGGGCCUGGCAGUGGUCUCCUGACGUGGACCACUGCAACACCUAUGGCAACACAGGGAGCCAAAAGGAGGGGGACAGAGGAUGACUCCCUGACUGUAGCAGGGCUACUCUGAGCAUGGGAGGACUAGGGACCCUGUCUGUCACCCCACCCUGACACAGCUGCCUCCAAAGUCAUCCUCACCGCUCCCCCAGGCAAGCUUCCCACUGCUUUGCCUGUAAAGCAGGUCUCAGCCACUGGCCUCCGCGAGCCCAAAGCACUGACAUCUCCCUAUAGACAGCCUCCACCCUGCAAAUCCAGGGCUGAGACAGCACUGCUGCUCCCAUCCCCACCAACAUGGCUGUGACGAGGCCUCCUGAGGAGGAGGAAGAGGAAACAAGGAGGGGGCAUCGCUGCCCUCACCUCUGCCAGAGCCACCUCUGUUCCCGGGCCGUGGCACUGAGCAACCGUGGCAGGAGCUUCCUGGCCACCCGCUCUAAAGAGGUUCCCCAGAAGGGUAAGGCUGUUUGAAGGCUGCACUAAUAUUUGGGACAGGGGUUGGGCUGAGGGAGAGACUGGCUUCAGAAAUGGUUCACCAGCUCCCUGGGCCAGCAGCGAUGAGAUGCACCAUUCUCAGCAAUUUGCGGUGGGUGGAGGGGCUGUUCUACGUUUGCGGUGAGGAAAACACAAGGAGAAAGAUUUGGGAGCCCGGGCUCAGGGGUGCCAAGGUGAAUGGGGAGGCGCCAGUGACUCCUGAGUCAGUGGCCACAUAGGAAGGCGCAGGGCUCGGGGGUCUUUGGCCACGGCUGCCUCACCUCAGGCUUUGCACCAAGUCAGGUUUGAGACCUGGGCUGGGAAGGAGAGGAAAAGGAUCAAGGAGGGUCAGGACAGCCUUUCAACCAGACCUCCCCGGGAGUGGCAUUAAGCAGCUGGUUAUUCCUCGUCUGUACUGCAGUGGACUCUGAAAACCACUAGUACAAGAGCAUUUUGCACUAUUUCUCCGCUCUCUCUCCCCCCCCCCCCUUCUUUUCUCCCCUUCCCUUUGAAAACUUUCUCUUUUUUUUGUUGUUUUUUUGUUGUUGAUUUUUUUUCCCGAACGGAGCAUUGUAUAUUUAACAAUCAACAAUUCACCUCGCUUCCAGACCGCUGUCCUGGCCCUGGCUAGGAACCUUAUGUACUGUGCUCCCUUCCCUAGCCCAGCCAACAACCCCAUCACUGCCACUGGGACAGACAUCACCAUGCAAGUAACCUACCAUUAUAACACAGUUCUUAACACACCAGAUUCCGAGUUUCCUGCCUGGUUUUUAUCUUUAAGCAAUACUCACUACACAUUUUACGGUAGCUUUUUAUAGCUUUACAUACAUACGGUAGCUCUGUUGAUUUGUUUUGUUUUGUUUUUGUUGUUUUUUUUUCCAGUAAACAAGAAAUACUCAUAAUCUUACUGGUGGGAAAAAAAAAGCAGUUUGUGAAAAACUGACAAUGGAAGAAGAGCUUAAUGCUCUGUUUAGCAUUUUGUACUUAAAAAAAAUCUCACAUUUUAUUAAAAAGUGAAGAUUGCUGUAUACUAUUUAUUCAACUUAUAAUUUAUGUUACUCUUUGAUCUUUGUCUUUUCUCAUGACAAAGCAUUUAUUUAAUAAAGUUAUGCAUUCAGUUA
Dromaius novaehollandiae (emu) is the source of this 6719-nucleotide messenger RNA. It is a transcript of the gene IGFBP5, whose product is annotated as insulin like growth factor binding protein 5. Gene Ontology annotation, biological process: regulation of insulin-like growth factor receptor signaling pathway. Gene Ontology annotation, cellular component: extracellular region. The transcript is spliced from 4 exons. The coding region runs from base 964 to 1773 and encodes 269 amino acids. NCBI's taxonomy places the organism in Eukaryota, Metazoa, Chordata, Aves, Casuariiformes, Dromaiidae. Gene Ontology annotation, molecular function: insulin-like growth factor I binding; insulin-like growth factor II binding; fibronectin binding. The record is from RefSeq and is a predicted model, not a curated record.